Suillus subalutaceus is the source of this 3360-nucleotide messenger RNA. RefSeq lists its product as uncharacterized. NCBI's taxonomy places the organism in Eukaryota, Fungi, Basidiomycota, Agaricomycetes, Boletales, Suillaceae. Bases 295 to 3162 code for a protein of 955 amino acids. The transcript has 5 exons. The record is from RefSeq and is a predicted model, not a curated record.
CUCACACAGUGUCACACCACAUGAUGAUUGAGGGUUCAGAAAGCUUCAAUGGCUACAAGUCAUUAUUUUAAGUAGGAAGGCCCGUUCCGGUUUUCAAAAAGAGAUCAUGACAGGAACUCGCACGGCUUACUAGUACAACCUCGAGGCGGAAUUUGCAGCCGAAUGAUCAUCGAGCGUCUCAAUUCCUGGUGUUCCUCAGCGCCAUUUUCUUCUUAUAAUCGGCUCUCUUCGCACACUUCAUUUCCCUUUCCGUCUCCCCUCAUCGUAGGAGUCUGUCAUCCAUCGGUCAUAUGAAUGGCAGGUAACAUAUCCCAGUUCUACGUUGAGGACGACUCGCCGGAGAUUGUCUACUACCCAUUCGUAGACACAAGCCUCAGCCCUAAUGCUUCUGCAGGCUGGGAGCAGUUCUACUCGGUUUCGGGUGCUGCUUCUUCUCCAGGUCAGGUUGGUGUAGGAUACAGUACACAUUUUACCAAUCUCAAUGAAGCAAGCUUCAUGAUUAAAUGGAACGGCACUGGUAUUGAUCUCCUGGGGAAUGCUUCCAAUGCAUCAUAUCAAAUAACCUUGGACGGAAUUAACAUUUUUCCCAAUACAUCUGACCCGGAAUCCAUCCUUGCAUCCUUGCACGAUUUAACGAACACAAACCAUACAGUGUUGUUGACGACUUUCACGAACCAAACUACUCCAGACUCGUAUAUAGUUUUCGACAAGGCUCUCAUCACAUAUACAGCCCCCUCUGGCAUUAUCAACUCAACGACUAACUCAACGACCAUCGAUGACGAUAACGACAUCGCAUUCGUUGGUAGGUGGAGUUAUGUCACUGACAGCACGGGAAAUUCUAUGCAUAUGUCCAACACCGCCGGUGACCAUGCUCAGACCACAUUCAUAGGAUCGGCCUUAACUGUCUACGGCCUCGUGUCUUCGUUUUCUGGAGAUUAUUCUGUCACAAUUGAUAACAUCACCACUAGCUUCUCCGCUCUAUCCUCAUAUAAUAAUUCAAAUGCGUUGCUAUAUUUCGCUACGGAACUGUCUCAAGAUACCUCUCAUACAGUCGUCCUCACCAACACUCAGAACACAACAUUUGCUAUGAGAGUUGGUGGGAUGAACGUCACCGCCUUCGGCAAUGACACUACUACAAGUUCCACCAUCCUGUCCUCAUCAAGCAGCUCGAUUUAUGCCGGGACCAUUGCCGCCAUUGUACUCGGUGCUGUUCUGGUGAUCCUCAUAGCGUGUAUCCUCAUAUACUGGCUAUUCGUUGUUCGCCCGCGUGCUCGUAGGAGGCAGAAAUUGAGCCAAUCCUACUCCAGGAAAAUGAUGGACCCAGGACGUGUCAUUGACAUCAGCCCUCCAUGCGAAGAAGAGACCGAAGUGGAAAGCUUGAGUACCAGCAAAGGGUACGGAUUCGGACUCGGCCUGCAACGCACCUUCCCCUUCGUCCGCAAAACGAAAAAUGGGGGUGGCAGCAGCAGCCACGUUGACAACACACGCUCGCGUUCCGUGUCCCACGUUGCAAUUCCGCCUGAGGAGCGAGGCGACGACAAACGCUUAUCGGCCAACACUCUCACCAUGGAAUUCACUGCCUUGGGUUUUCCACCGGAAUCUGAGAAACUAGCGCCGGGCUGGACUAAUCCUAUCGCACGCACGUCGUUUGGCUCUAUGGGAAAAGGACACACACGAGCAGGAAGCCACAGAUUGGCGCUUCCGGAACUGUAUGUGGAAGAGGUGGGCGUAGAGGACGCGUAUGAUGAUGACGAUGCGGACGCCAAGACCCUCACGUCACGGCAAGAUGAAACACUUGCAGCGACACUUUCCCUUAGCCCGCGGACGUCGGAAGCGCCAGGCGUCUUCGUUUCCGCUGUGCGCUCAAUUGCGGGGAUUGAGAGUGCCGUAACGGAGAAUGAUAGCAGGGACCCUGCGUCCUCUGUACUGUCUCGGCCUGGCUCACGGUUCCUGGAAGUGAGAGAGACCAGCCCGUUCAGGGUAGAUGUGGGAGCUAUUCUCGGCCAGCUCAGGGGACGUCAGGACUCACGACGGACGAGUGGGAGCGGAAGUAGCAGUUGGUCUCGGGUUUGUGCCAGGCUCUACCGAAGAGCCCACAGAGAUGACGGGAAGCAGAGCAUCCACGAGGAUAAGUCUCAGAACCCCAGCCCUGAGUCUGUCCCGGUCGUUAUGCUCCAAUCAGGAUCGGGAUCAGAGCCUCCUCCAAGCGAGGACGCUCCUGCCUCAGGCACUUACUCCUUCCUCGACUUCACCUCGUCGCAUUCAUCAUUACGUCGGCAAUCGAAGACCACCACGCUAAGCUCAGCCGCAGCCGAAUUGGGGCACAGCGGAGUCCGUACGCCAUGGAGUGAUAGUAGCACGUCCAUACGGAUGGUACGCAUUGAACGCGAUAAACCUGGUGACGCAAUGCAUUCUGUACCCGAUGCACCUUCCACUGUGUCUCAGGGAUCUCAGAACGAAAGUCCUUCCGAUAAAUCUAAUGCUCAUUCUUCGCCGUCUGCGCAUGCUACACACACUACUCACGGAUCCUCGUUUCCCUUCCCUAUCACUAUUCCGCCUUCAUCGCAUAUGCCACACCCCUUUAAUAUCGACUACCAGCGCGAAAGCGAGCCUGAGGAACCCCAGUCUUUCUCACCCCCUAGUCCACCAUCACCCUCCGUGCCCCGACAAGCGCAGGCCCCUUCAGAACCCCGGCAUUCAGGUCUCCUAUCAGACGCAGAUUCUCCCGCCUCUCCCACAGAGAGCGUACCCUUCUCUGUAUCCGACGUCUAUUUCCGACAUAGUUACUCCGAUUACACCGACAUUGAUUCGCGAAGAGAAAGCGCAGCCUCUACCCUACCUCCACAUCCGCCUCUCCCUAGCUCGCAGCCAAACACUCCACCGCCGUACAUUGUGCAGCGUGUGCUUGGAAUGUCACCCGUUACUCCAAACUCUCCUGCGACCCGUCUUGCAGCAGGUCCUGCAAGCCAUUCCAGUGCGGGACGGGUAUUCCGACCUGGAACAUCCCCUCUGGGAUCUUCUCCCAGAGGUCCUUAUCGGAUGGGCUCAUUGAUUGGUCCUAGACCUCGACCUUCGACAUCUGGAUCGCCAAACUUGCGACUACCUUUACAAGGCUCGUGGAGUGCAACGAUCAAUGAUAGGUUGCCGUCUUCUCAGAGAUAAUGAUGACAAUUUCUUGGACGAUAUAUCCGAUCCUUCUCUCAUUUACCCACUGUUUUUUGGAAAUACCCCAGUUUGCACUGAUCAUGCUCUGGUCUCACAGACCAAGCUCAUUGUCGCUCAUUUUGGGUUAUCGUUCACGUCACGCAUUUGUACCCUACUGCAAUUUUUUCACAAGUACAAUUCUUUGUUUUUCAUGAU